AUGUAUUUGGCAAGUUUUACAAACACGCUGCUGUUACUGUGUUUAGGGCAUUUUCUCACUGCGGCAAAUGCGGCUGGCGCAUCAAGUCAAAGUAACCCGCCCGACGACGAAGUGACCAUUGUCGGGUCGAGUCGGUCCAACGUGAUCAGAUAUUUCAAUCCGGUCGAUCGCGUUUGGCGGCGACAAAAGUGUGGCGAACUGCAAUUGAACGCCGCCGUCGGCGACAAUUUACAGCCCGGCCCGGUGGUGAAAACGCUCGGCGCCCCUUUGCGGUGGACCGACGUCGAAGCGGACGGCAGUUGUUUCUACAGGACGUUGUCCAGUUGGGUGACCGGCACGGAAGAGUAUCACGUUGUGUUCCGGAUAUACGUGAUAGAGAUAGUAAGGCUUGAUCAACGUAUUGUGAGUUUACUAGGAGCGGAUGAGCAUCUAGCACACUUGGAUUGGUUAUCAAAAAACGUUUGGGCAACGCAAACGGAAAUCGUCGCGGCCACUCUUCUUCUGAACACGCCGAUUUAUGUGUAUUCGGAAGAAACCCAGACCUGGCUUUUAUUUGAUCAGUACAAAAAUCCCAAAAGCCCACUGACCACCGCGGACAAGUGCAUUUACAUUCAGCAUGUUCGGGGAAACCAUUAUAACCUGGUGACGGACGUGCAAGGCCGAGAAAAAUCCAUUGCAGAUCUGUACCCGGGAUACAUGUUGAACCCCGAGAGGCCAACAGUGCUCGACUGUAUCAUACAAAACGCCGCGUCGAUGCGAAGCAGUCAACAGGCAGAAAUCCAAUACUAUAACCCUGUCGACGGUGCUUGGCAAGAGGAAAAGUGUUGGAAAUUCGACGUGACGUUCUUUCACCGUUUCCAGUACAAUCAAAUGGCAAAAAUUCUCAGGACCCCGAAGACGUGCACUGAAAUGAUCGGAGACAAUUCUUUCUUCAGAGCUGUCGCUUACUGGGUGACCGGCACGGACAUCGAUCAUCAAAUCUUCCGUCUAUACGUAGUCGAAGAACUUGCUUACAAUCACACUCUUCAACGCUUGUACAUGGGAAAAGAGUUCGAGAAUUUUAAAAUGCACAACUAUUGGGCAGUUAAAAUCGAAAUAACCGCCGCGGCUGUUUUUUUGAACACAUCAAUAUUUGUCUAUUCGCAAACCACAAACACAUGGGGUCUGUACAGCAAGAACAUUGUAGACAACGCCCCGGUGGACGCGUUAACCGAAAAGUGCAUUUACCUAAGUCAAUCGUCUGAAGACCAGUACGCCGUAGUUAAAGAUGUGGAAGACGGUUUUUAGCGCCGCCGUCAAUUGUCGAGAGGUUGCAAUAUUGAGAUCGUUUGUGUUUUAUCGUUGUUAAAAAUCGACAGGAUCGAUAGCGGCUAUUAAAAUUACAUUUGUUUAUAUUCAUUAAAAUCCUUCACUCGCCCGCCGGCUAACGGUAACGUCGAUAAAAUAAUAUUUACCAAUAAAUAACGGUUAAUUUACAUUA
Messenger RNA from Adelges cooleyi (spruce gall adelgid), 1480 nucleotides. RefSeq lists its product as uncharacterized. Bases 1 to 1287 code for a protein of 428 amino acids. The record is from RefSeq and is a predicted model, not a curated record. Gene Ontology annotation, biological process: protein deubiquitination. Lineage: Eukaryota; Metazoa; Arthropoda; Insecta; Hemiptera; Adelgidae. The transcript has 7 exons. Gene Ontology annotation, molecular function: cysteine-type deubiquitinase activity.